AAGAUGGCGGUGGCUGUUGGCGCGCAGGGUGUUUGCAGAGCCGUUGCACAGUUCCUGGGUAGCAAAAUGUGAAUGCGGCAGGAGGAGGGUGCCAGCGGAAUGAGUCGGCGAAGGAAGCAUGCGGACAGCCCUGCCCGGAGGAGCACGCCGCGCAGGGCGGCUGCCGAGGAACGCUGCCCGGCGGUGGAGCCGGGGUCACGGUGGUCCCGGGCGGCCCGCGACUCCCGGCUCUGCCGGGCGGGAGCGCGGCCUUUGCGGCGGGAGCAGCGCCGGGCAGCGGCUGACGGUGGCCGGAGCCCCGGGGAAAAGUAUAAGACACCAACAAGAGUUGUGAAAACGGAUUUAUUAUCCUGUGCCUUCAGCUCUCCUAACGAUCCAGAUGGACAGACUGAUAUCUUCUGGGAUCAAAAUUCUCCACUGACCAAACAGUUAGGUAAAGGAAGAAGAAAGAAGAUUUCCAGUACAUACACUGAUGAGAUUUCACAUAUUGUCAACCGUAUUGCACCUCAGGAUGAGAAACCAGUGACAAAUUCCAUGCUGGGUGUGUGGAUUGGAGACACUGCUAUUCCUUGUACUCCUAGUGUAGCCAAAGAAAAGUCAAGAGUGAAAAUCAGCUGCACAAAGUUAAAAACACAAAAUCGAGAAAAAGAACUUAUGAAAUUGGCUAAACAGUUUGAUAAAAAUAUGGAAGAACUUGAUGUGAUUCAAGAGCAAGAUGUGAAGAAUUAUGAUUUUAUCCAGACAACUUCAAAAGUGGGACAUUUGCACAACCUUCAAGAUUCUGCACAGACAGAGACAGAUGAGACAGUUCCUGAAAUCAGUUGUGCUCUAAUAAAGAAGCAAAUGGAAGGAAACAGCAGGAUAUCUUUGGCAAAGGAGCAAGACAGAAUUCAGAAACCCUUUGACCAAAAUGUUGAAGCAGCCCUUAAUGCUAUUUUUGAUGGUUCCACUCAGAUGUGUAGUGGACAGCUAAGCCAAGAUCUGCCGGAUGCUUUUGUGAACAAUAGUAAAACUACCUUUGUAAAGCAAAGAAGCUUAAUAGAAGAGGAAAUUACUAAUGAAACUCUGCUCGCUGAAAACUUGCCAAAUAAAACUCCGAAAUCACCUUCCCCUCAGGUAGAUACUGCCUUACUGCAGAAAUCAUGUGUGACUCCCUGUGCGAAGAAGCCAGAAGCUUCGAAUAAACAUCUUGAUGGGUUGACUACUAGUGAUUUUGAAGACGAUUGGGAAAGCUUACUAGGCAAUGAACCUUUCCUUAUGGAAAAUGCUGAAAUGCUUGAACUCUUUCCUUCUACAGCUGCCCAAGUUACUGGUCAGAAGGCAGUUUGUAUUGCUCAAAAUGAUACAAUCACGUCAACAACAAAUAUGAAUCUAGGUGGAAAGUUAAGAGAUUCAAAAGUAACUCUGGAUCUUCCAUCAAAGACAUAUAACAGGGAACUAAGAAAUUCUGAAGGAUAUAGGUUUUUAUCACAUCCAAGUGAUGAAUCUAGCAAGUUACCGUUAACUGUAAGUAAAAUGAGGUUUGAGAAAUCUUUCAAUAACAUUAAAAAUGAAGGUUGUGUUGAUGUCUCUAAUCUUACAAGAGUAAAAGAAGAUAGUCGCAAGUGUACAUUGAAUGUGUGUGCUUCUGACAAUUCUGCUUCCUACUCAAGAUACCCUAAUGAAAAAAAUGUUAACCUGCCUUUGAAAGCACCUAUUAUUGAUACUGCCCCCCUUGGUUCUGUAUCCUUGGGUAAAGAAAACAGUGUUUGUAAUGCAAAUCAGACUAAUGGAUCAAAGUUCAGUUCUUCCCUUGAUGACUGGAAUGAUCCUUUGGUGGCCAGUGAAAUAAUUAAAGCAUGCCAUGAGUUAGAGACUACCUGGGAAGCAGAUGAUGUCGAUGAUGAUUUGCUAUGUCAGGCAUGUGAUGACAUUGAAAGACUAACUCAGCAAGAAAGCAAGGGCAGCAAGGAAGCAGAAAGUAUAAAUAACACUCCCAAACACAGAUCCAGAAAUACUUGGACUGCAUCUAAACGAGGAAGCCAGGCAGUGCCUUCUACACAUUGGAAUCCUGUCAGUUCCUCAGUACCUUCAUCCUUACCAAAGAACUCACUGAUACAUCAAUCAGUAAAGGUUUUGGAAAAAAGAGACACCUGUGGAGAUUAUCCCAAUAUUUUGGAUGCUACAACAAAUUUGUCUGUGUGCCUUAAGAAUUCAAAUGAUCAACAACAUGUACCAGUACAGGUGAAUAGCUCAAAAUUUAUUCUUGCAGGAAGUUCAAGUUUGAAUGUUAGUUUGGGUCCUAGGGGCACAGAAAUUGCUACUAAUAUGAAGUUGAGUACUCAUCAACUAUCCCACGGCACCUUAGCAGAUAAAGCACAGAAUGACAGCAAAAUACAGAAGUUUUCAAAAUUUACAUUUAAGACAAAAAAUCCACAGUUUCUUUCUCAGUUAAAUCAAAGUUGUAUAGCAGGAAGUAUGCCUGUUAGCAAAAUCUUGCAGGAUUUUGGAAAAAAGGAAACUGUCACUUCAUUGUUUGAGGCUAAUCAACAGCAAUCUUCAAUAAAAUAUUCUGAGUCUUUGAAACCAUCUUCUAAAGGUGAAGAAGAAAGGAACAGGAAGUAUUCCCCUGAAGAAAUUCAACGGAAAAGGCAGGAAGCACUGGUACGAAGAAAGGCCAAAGCACAGGCGAACCCUGCUGUGCGUUCUGCUCCCAUUGCACUGCUUUGAUGGAAUCUGAGUCAGACGGUUUCACAGCUGUUAAUAACUAUCUAUGAUAGGACUUCUGAUCAUGAUUUCUCUGUGAGAAAUUUAAUGCUUCUACUGUAUUAUUUAAUAAAUCAGUGUUUACAAUGGUAAAUGAAACUUUCUUAGAGAUGUAUGUGAAUUAUGUAUAAGUUUUUGAAAAGUUACCAUUUUUUUUAUACACACACACACAUACACACACACACACACACACACACACACACACACACAGAGGGAAGUGCUUGUCUUUAUUACUUACAAUAGCAGCUGAGCAUCAAAAAUAAGACAGCUGUAAAGCUUCUAACAGAUUAAAAUAACUAAGCAGUAACUUAGUUUUGUAGUGUCAUUUUUCAGUUACUUAAGGUUUUUUAUACACUGACAAUUUUUAAUUAAUACUCCCAUAUUCUUAGUGGCCUUGCUGAAAUGUAGAGAACUUCUAUUUAUUUUUUAAAAAAUUAUUGUUUUCAGUUGCUAGCCAGAAGUAGGUUUAAAUUUUAAUUGUUUCUAAGUGUGAUUCAAUUUGAAAACAUUUUGCUAUUAGAAAAAACACAGAUUGGCAUUAAGUCUAGUUUAGCACAAAAAAAAAAACCAGAUUAAGCUAAGUAACAAAGCAUCACUUGUCUUUAUUACUUACAAUAGCAGCUUUUAGAAUUAGAUAGAACAUUUAGAAUUGACAGAAACACAUGUCAUCUGAUCCAGCUUCUUUAUCAUAUAGGUUAGAUAGAACAGAUCAAGCUGUUCUUUUUCUUUAUGUGCAUGUGUGUUUCAGUUAGGGUCAUGCCAUAUGGCCCAGGCUGGCCUUGAACUCUGUCACCCAGAUGGCCACAAACUAACAGUGAUUCUUCUGCCUCAGUCUCUGGGUGCUGUGAGUACGGAUAAUCUACCACUAUGCCCAUUCAUGGUGUUGCUUUCAACGUCACAGACAAAUUAAACCUGCAUGUAUGUUAAAAUUUAUUUUUCUGAACAUCUAAACAGUUGCAUAAUGUGCUUCAAUCUAUUAGUACUUAAAAUAAUUUGGAGGAGCAUUAACACUGAAAUACAAUCUAAAGUACAUUAAGGACUGCUUAUUAACAGUGCUCAUAUACAUUCUUUAUUUUAAAGAAUUAACUAAUCUUUUCCAGGAUUCAAAAUUAGACUUUCUAUUCUCAGUUUUCUUAUUAUUGUAAUUUUCCUUCUAAUUAAUUAUUUAGCAUCGCUGUUUUUUCUCUCUGUCAUCCCUGCCCCCUUUUUGUCUUUUAAAAAAUGAGCCAGUAAUACAAGCCUUAACUAGAGGGGAGGGCAUAUGGCAGUAAGGAUGCUUGUAUUCUAAAUGGCUUUUAGGAGACAUGAAGAAAAGUUCAGCUAUGAAGCACCCAUCUUGAUGAGGUGUUCACUAUUGUUCAGGUAUCUUUGAGCUGUGACAAUCUGAUAGUUAUUAUUAAGUACAUAUCAUUUUUCAGAUGUUUUAUACAUACAAAUAUACAUUUAUAUAUACAUACAUACACAGUAAGGUAGAUUUUAGUUGUUCUGUAUUAGUUACCAAAGAGUAUAUUAUUAAGACCUAAAUAAAUACUGCAAGUUUUUAUGUCAGAAAGUGAAUGGCCUGCUUUUCUAGUGAGCCUUCAGUCUGUUCCAAGUCUCUCUGUCUGCUCCAGCUCUCUUGGCACUUGUUUUCUAUAGAAUACGUUGAAGUCAUUCUGCCCAUCCUUUUACACUGGCCUUGUGUGUCUGUUUCUUUGGAACUCAUAGCUGACCAUCUUCGCUAGAAUUGAUUUCUUCUAAGUGAUCUCUUUAUCUUUCAUGGAAACUAUGAAAGCACCUCUGGAUGGUGGGCAUGUGCUAGUCCAUCAGACUACCCCUGCUUUCAUACCACUCUACUAUCUUCAUUCCCUAAAUGUCGCUGGAAGCACUAGCAUGUGAAGAGCUGCCUAGUUUGCAUCGGUUGGCACAUUUCCGGUCUCCAGGGACAUUGUCCACAGAAGUCAGAGGGGCAGCUGGUAGGACUGGAAGCAGUAUUCUGUUGCAAGCUCUUUUGCUGGUUCUGCUUCACUGAAAGUUCGUUCAGCAAGACCAUUAUUAAAGAGAAGAGCCUGUUGCAGCAUUUAGACAACUGACUGCAAGAACACUUAUGUUAGUUAUUGCAGAAACAGUUUUAUGUAGUUAUGAACCACAUUUUUUUUAGUAACACAGUAGCACCUUUUAAGUUACAAAGAAUGAGUACCUUCCUCUGCCUUUGUCUGCUUACUACUGUAUGUGAUGGCUACUAAUUAUAUUUUGAAUGAUUUGAAGUCAGAUUCUGCUUGUGGAUUUCUUUUCUUGUUUCACUUAAAUCAUUGUAACUGAUUCAUUGAGUAUUCAAGUUGGAAAAUGUUUUUUGGAACAGUUUAAAUUUUAUUUAAUACUUAUUUGAUUGAAGUGCUAAACUGAAUUUAAAUUGUUCACAUUUGACUGGUUUUCAGCUUUUGGCAAUGUGAUCAUAAGCACUUGUGGAUUCACAAAGCAGCAAAUGUGCCUUCUUUUAGGUGUCAUAAGUGAACACAUACAGGUGUUGAUUUUAGAGUUUUGUCUUUUUAAAGUCUGUUUGGCUAAUAAAUCAUAAUUGGUGAGUUUCAUUUAA
Messenger RNA from Peromyscus eremicus (cactus mouse), 5320 nucleotides. It is a transcript of the gene Etaa1, whose product is annotated as ETAA1 activator of ATR kinase. NCBI's taxonomy places the organism in Eukaryota, Metazoa, Chordata, Mammalia, Rodentia, Cricetidae. The transcript has 6 exons. Bases 73 to 2709 code for a protein of 878 amino acids. The record is from RefSeq and is a predicted model, not a curated record.